AUGAGGGAAGACGACAUUUUGGCGAUUAUCAAUUCCAGCGACUCUGACGUAAGUGAUUUUAGUGCUUCUGACUCAGAGUAUAUUCCGGAUUCCGAGAACGAAGUAGACGAGUCUCCGAGCGAGGAUGAUGAAGUAACGGAUAUUGAUAAUGCAAUAGUGUUAUCCAGUGAAAGUUCCAAUCUUCCAGUAUGCACAAAUGAACGAUUGAGCAUUCUAAAAAAACAAAGAAGUUAUAAUAUUGCACCAACUGAUGCAUCAGAAAUUAAAAUUUUGUUGGGCAUUACGCUUAUAAUGGGUUAUAAUCAACUUCCAGAGAUUUCUGAUUACUGGUCCCAAAAUGAAUCCAUGGGAAAUGAGUACAUAAAAAAGGCGAUGUCGCGAACUCGUUUUCAGACCUUAAUGUCAAAAUUAUAUUUUAACUUCCCUGAGAAACCUGAAGCAGCAUCUAAGCUUUAUUAUAUAGAAGAAGUUACCAAUUGCUUGAAAUAUACGUUUGUCAAAACUCGUACCGAUAGUUUGCGUCAAAGCAUCGAUGAGUCCAUGGCAAAAUUUAAAGGUCGAUCUUCUCUAAAGCAAUAUCUUCCGAUGAAGCCGACUAAACGUGGCAUAAAAAUUUGGCAAAGGUGUGAUUCUAAAACUGGUUAUACAUAUGAUUUUAAUAUUUAUGCGGGUAAAGAGGAAUGCUCAACAUUAUCAGGAACUUUAGGGGAGAGAGUCGUUUUUAAAUUGUGCAAAACUAUUCGAAAUCCAGAUACUGUGUUGGUUUUUGACCGUUUUUUCACCUCAUAUAAUCUGAUGAAAACUUUGCCAUUUGCUUGCGUAGGAACAUGUAUUCAAAAUAGAAAGAACUUGCCAACCAUUAGUGACCGUUUGAAGAAAGGUGAAUGUAAAUUUUGCAUUAGCGAAACCGGUAUAAUGGUAGCAAAAUGGCAGGACUCACGUGAAGUUAUUGUUAUGAGUAACUGUCAUAGUCCUACAAUGUCCGCAGUCUUCAGAAAGCAAAAAGAUGGUUCAAGGGUUGUUACUAACUGUCCUAAAGCAUUGGCUUUCUAUAAUGAGAACAUGGGAGGAGUUGACAUAUCUGAUCAAAAGGUUAAAACUUAUGAACAGAACAGACAAUCAAGCAAAUGGUGGCGUAAAGUAUUUUUCAAGCUUCUCAUGACAUCUAUUAACAGCUCAUUGCGCAAGGAAGAGUUGGGACAAAAGUCAAAAGGACAUCUACAACAAAAGGACCAGGUCAAAAAGAGCAAAAAAAAUGUUAAACGUGGGAGAUCAUAUGCCAGUAAAAGGUGA
Zeugodacus cucurbitae (melon fly) is the source of this 1293-nucleotide messenger RNA. RefSeq names its product piggyBac transposable element-derived protein 4-like. Lineage: Eukaryota; Metazoa; Arthropoda; Insecta; Diptera; Tephritidae. Bases 1 to 1293 code for a protein of 430 amino acids. The record is from RefSeq and is a predicted model, not a curated record. The transcript is spliced from 3 exons.